This is a messenger RNA of Brassica rapa (field mustard), 1118 nucleotides long. Its product is annotated as cell number regulator 6. The record is from RefSeq and is a predicted model, not a curated record. NCBI's taxonomy places the organism in Eukaryota, Viridiplantae, Streptophyta, Magnoliopsida, Brassicales, Brassicaceae.
CAUCGAUAUAUCAAAGACUUCCUUCAUCACAUGGGUUAUUAGACGGACGGGGUAACGACGACUCACGCAUUUCGAAACAAAACGUCCUUCUGCGAUUAGAUUUGCAUUUUCAGAGACGACUACUCGUUCGUUCGGUUCAAAUCUCUUGACCGGUUUCGAUGGCGGAGGGAAGCGCCGCUUCGCGUUACGUGAAAUUGAGGAAAGAGCAGGCUCCUGUGGAAGACAUCACCCCCGGCGAACUCAACCAGCCCAUAGAUGUUCCUCAGUUGAAUGUUCGCAAGUGCCAUGAAUGUAUGCAAGUUCUACCUGAAACCUAUGAACCCCCUUCUGAUGAAAACUGGACCACUGGCAUUUUUGGCUGUGCUGAAGACCCUGAGAGCUGCAGGACUGGUCUCUUUUGCCCCUGUGUACUGUAUGGGCGUAACAUUGAAGCUGUGAGGGAUGAGAUUCCUUGGACACAACCAUGCGUUUGCCAUGCAGUCUGUGUUGAGGGAGGAAUGGCUCUUGCAGCAGUAACCGCACUCUUCGGUGGCUACAUUGAUCCUCAAACAACAGUUGUGAUAUGCGAAGGCCUCUUCUUUGCGUGGUGGAUGUGUGGAAUCUACUCAGGAUUGUUCCGCCAAGAACUCCAGAAGAAGUAUCAUCUCAAGAAUGCGCCAUGUGAUCAUUGCAUGGUUCACUGUUGUUUGCAUUGGUGUGCCUUGUGUCAAGAACACAGGGAGAUGAAGAAUCAUCUUUCUGAUGCAGAUGCUUCGUCUUCAACCACUAUGGAUCCUCCUCCAGUUCAGGCGAUGAACACCGAAGAGAGAAAAGACGCUUCUUCAUCAUCGUCUUCCUCUUCAUCUCCCUCAUCUGCCAAAAGCCAACACAAUGAUCUCGAGAUGGUCCCUCUAUAGGAAAACAUUCCUUUUAAACUCUGCUGCCUAUGCUCGCUAAGCUGUUUGCGUUUUUAUGUAGAGAAGUUUUCGUACCAGCUGAUUCUGUUGGUUUAACAUAUUCAAGUUUGUUACAAGAACAAGUUCGUUAGCACUUUUUACAUUUUACAGAAAACUUUGAGGUCAUUGAAUCUCUUUGGAUAUGGAAAAAAAUUAUUUAUCUUAGCUGCCGUUGUGAAUUUG